AUGACUAAAGCAGCGAUGCUCCCGUCCAAACACGGAAAUGGCAUUUCGAAGAUAUCCAGGGCCAGCUUCCGCGCCCGUGAUUUUUUUUUAAACUUCGAACCCGGAAUCAGGGCAGCGGAGGAUACAGAAUACAAACAUCUCACCCGCAAAAUGGCGAGACUGAAUCUCGCAAAUCCCGCCGUUCUCAACGCACGGCAAGCUCCCUUGAAACAAGCCAGUUCGCCUUCAAAGAAGACGACGAGAAGCGGGACGCAAGAGGUUCUCGCCGAGGAAGAGAAGGAAAUUAAUGCACGGUUUACAAGCCCAAAGAAGUCAACAACAGCUGGUGUGAGGACUGGGUCUACAAAGACGAUUGGAUCGACAAGCAAGAAAGCAAAGGGCUCUCCAGCUUUCGAUAUUUUUGAAGAUGAAGAAUCCGCGCCCGAGGACAGCAAUGUCUACGAAGAUCUGUCUACCAGUCGCCCCCAGACCGCGAAGACAAAGCUUCCUCUGAGACACGCACAUUCGAACUCGAUCAUCUCACUCUCCCGAGCCUCAAAGCAAAAGCAAUCUCGGAGCGAAGAAUCAGAGGACGAAGACGACAAGGAGAACCGCCUUGUGGAGGACGAAGCAGAGGAGGCUUCUGAGGAAGAGGAAGAAGAGCAUUCAGACGAGGGCGAGGAACUGGGAGCAGAAUCAGAUGAAGAUACGGAGGCACAGGAAUUCGAGAGCCCGAAACUUGCUACGCGCGAAUUAAAGACAAGGAGGAAUGCCAAUGACCAGAAGUUCACGCGGUAUAGGGAACAACCGCAGGAGGAAUCAGAAACUGAAACCGAACAAGAGCCCGAGGACGAUGAUGAUUUCGACUCCCUUGAUGGCUUUAUCGUCAGUGACAACGAAGAUAUCAGCUACCACGAAUCGCUCGAUGGACUGCCCGAUGACAGUGACUUGGAGAUUGGGUCCCCGUCCCCGAAGCCAAGGAGGAGGAGGCUGAUACGGGGGCGGAGGCCGUCUCGUAAGGUGGAGCACAGCAGUCACUGGGAGGAUGCGGUUGAUCCCUUUCAGCACUGCCAGGAGCUUUCACCUCCUCCUAAAUCUGAAUCUCCUCCCCUGAUCGGUUCAAAAUUCACACGGCUAUUUCCUAAUGACCGCAAUGAUGAGAAAACGAAGCAUUCUGAUGAAAAUGACGACAUCCAGAAACAUUCUACUCAAGUCUCACGCUCCUCGCAGUCAGAUUCACCAAUGAAAAAGAACCAGCAGAAGAAGAUGGCAACGCCGCCAUCCAGUCCGUCGAAAGCACACAUUCCGUCGCCAGCAAAGACGAAAUAUCGGAUACCGCCAUCUCCCCACCGCGAGAGCUCCGACGCCUUCUGGAGCCAGGAAGUGACCAACGACUGGAACGACCAGUUCUCACCGAGGAAGGAGAGGACACCGGGUCGUGGGCUUCAACGUCUUCUCAGUGCGCUGGGAGAGGACGUUGUGGAGGAAGAGGACUUAUCGGCUUCGUCUUCUCCUCCUCCUCCAACAGACGCCAAAGUGCCCAAGAGUCCGAGCAAGACGGCGCUGAAGAAGGCUGAGGCAGAGAAGAAAAAGGCCAUCCUCGCGCGAAAGAAAUCAUUUGACAACAAGAAAGCCGGCCUCGCGGAGGAAUUCCUAAAGUUCCUGGACGACAACGUCUCCGGGGGUCAGGUGCAGAAGCUGGCGGCAGAAACGGGCGGCAUCAAAAUCAUCUGGAGCAAAACGCUGCAGACGACAGCAGGACGGGCCAACUGGCGACGGGAGAAACCGGCGCAUCGCAGCGACGAAGAGAAGAAGCCGCCGCUCCACCACGCCUCGAUCGAGCUGGCGGAGAGGAUCAUCGACUCGGAGGACCGGCUGCUCAACACGCUGGCGCACGAGUACUGCCACCUGGCGAACUUCAUGAUCUCGAACGUGCGCAACAACCCGCACGGGGCGAGUUUCAAGGAAUGGGGACGCAAAUGCACCGAGGCGUUGAGGGACCACCCCGUAUACGGCGGGCGGGUCGAGGUCACGACGAAGCAUUCGUACAAGAUCGACUACAAGUACGUGUGGCUCUGCGUGGACUGCGGGCAGGAGUAUGGACGGCAUUCGAAGAGCAUCGACCCGACCAAGUCGAGGUGUGGUCGGUGCAAGGGCAUGCUGCAGCAGAUCAAGCCGAAGCCGCGCAACGUGUCGCCUAGAAAGAACAACAGCAACAGUACUAACUCCAGCUCAGUCAGCCAGAAACUCGACGACGUGACUCGGGGCGUUGGAAGGGUUAGCUUGAAUGGUUGA
Messenger RNA from Rasamsonia emersonii CBS 393.64, 2274 nucleotides. RefSeq names its product SprT family metallopeptidase. NCBI's taxonomy places the organism in Eukaryota, Fungi, Ascomycota, Eurotiomycetes, Eurotiales, Trichocomaceae. The coding region runs from base 1 to 2274 and encodes 757 amino acids. The record is from RefSeq and is a predicted model, not a curated record. The transcript has 3 exons. Gene Ontology annotation, cellular component: nucleus.